Pteropus alecto (black flying fox) is the source of this 1402-nucleotide messenger RNA. It is a transcript of the gene ACYP2, whose product is annotated as acylphosphatase 2. Bases 428 to 808 code for a protein of 126 amino acids. The record is from RefSeq and is a predicted model, not a curated record. Lineage: Eukaryota; Metazoa; Chordata; Mammalia; Chiroptera; Pteropodidae. Gene Ontology annotation, molecular function: acylphosphatase activity. The transcript is spliced from 4 exons.
CGUCACCUUAAGAAUUGGUGCAAAAUCGCCUGAUAUAUUUGGCAGUCGCCUAAACAUUUAAUAAGAAUUCACUAACCAAAUACUCUAACCACCAAGCUAGCAGGUCUUUCAUCUCAGAAGCUAUCAUUUUAGGGUAUCGAACUAGUGAUAUGUGGGCACAGCCUCCGGCUUGUAUUGACAAACUUUCAGAAAUGAGCAGUAAAUCGUAGGGAGCGCGCGGCGGACGCAUCCCCGCCGGAGGCCAGUCCGGCCCCACCGGAAGCGGGGCAGGGAACGCAGGCCCGGGCGCCAGCGGCCUCUUCUCCCGGUCGUGCGGGGCCGUCCUCGCUCCCACGCCUCGCAGUCUCAUUUGCCGUCUCCCGACGCGUGACCCCGGCACGCCGGCGUCCGGGACCGAAGACAAGCGCGGGGGGCGCCACACUGUCCCAUGUGCCCCUUCCCUCUCGCGGCCGCCGCAGUCGCUGCGCCCCGAGCCCCGCUCCGGCUUCUCGGCAGAGGACUCGCUGCCGCCAUGUCUACCGCAGGGCUCAAGUCCGUGGACUACGAGGUGUUCGGGAGAGUGCAGGGUGUCUGCUUCAGAAUGUACACAGAAGAUGAAGCUAAGAAAAUAGGAGUGGUUGGCUGGGUGAAGAAUACCAGCAAAGGCACUGUGACAGGCCAAGUGCAAGGCCCUGAAGAAAAAGUCAAUUCCAUGAAGUCCUGGCUGAGCAAGGUCGGAAGUCCAAGUUCUCGCAUUGACCGCACAGACUUUUCUAAUGAAAAAACCAUCUCUAAACUUGAAUAUUCUAAUUUUAGUAUUCGUUACUAAUAGAAAUAAAAAUUAUGUUUAUAGAGCACAAUAGACACUAUAUUAAGUCUAUAUACUAGGAUAAUAGUAGCAGAGUAGGGUAAGAAAAGAACUGUUCUAGAAGCUAUAACAUAUAUAUUAUUAAAAAAUGUAAUACUGAAAUAGUUUUACUAAACUGUUUUUAACAAACAAAAAUAUUAGUAUCUGAAAGUAAAAAAUGUCAUUACAAAAUAUUUAAUGUAAAUAUUUAAUUUAAAAUUGUCUCAUGAAAACUUUAAUUCUAAUAAAUAUAGUAUACAUCUGGCUAGUUUUACUCAACUAUGUUUUUAACAAGCAAAAGUUAAGUAUCCUAACAAAAAUUGUUAAGAAAUAUUUAAUAUGAAUAUUUAAUUUAAAUUUGUCUCAUGGAAACUAAUUCUAAUGAAUAUUAUAGCAUACAUGUUAUUUGGCUAGACAUAAUAAAGUUAACCAUUUAAAAUUAUUUUUAGGUACUGUUGUAUGAAUUGAAUUCUAUAACCUUCCAAAUAAUUUAUUACUAAAGUUGAGUAAUUCGUUUAAUAACAACGAAAAGAACCAGUAGUUGGAAAUAAAUCUAUAUUCAGUAUAACCAUGAAA